AUGUUUAUAAUUUUAUUAUUCUAGACUAUUUAUUCAUUAGGGCCAGACAAUUUUUUAUGUGGAUUGAGACUCUAUUAUGCCUAAGAUUCUUAUUUUUUACUUGAUUAGCAGAAUGAGAAGUAAAUUGUAUUUAUUAUACUUGAGUACUAUGCCAUACAUACUUACGAGCAAAUCUCCUCAUUUUGCAUUGGAUGUCUAAGAGAACUAUUAAUCAGCACAUAGCAUGAAUAAUAAUUCAUAUUUUCUCAUUAAUUUUCCUGAUGCAUAUAUUUUUGCAGGAAAUGCUAGCGAUCUAUAAUGGUUGUAAAUAUAGGAAUUCAAAGUACAACAAAAUUAAACUAAAGCAGAUGUUCUAAUCUAUAAUGAUUAUUAUGGUUAUUAUGUAGAUAAAGGCAAUCAAGGUGGUCAUUUAUUAAUUUCUUAACAAAAUCUGAUUAGAGAAUUUUCAUUUGGUAAAACGGAUGCAGUUGAUAAAUACCUGAAACCUGGAUUUAUUUAUAUUGUAACUUGGUCAUCAUAGGGAGAUGUUAGUAUGAUUCUUAAAAGGUUUAUUUAAUUCAUUACAUAAUCAGAAGGCAUUAAUUAUUGCUAAUAAAAGACUAUAACAAAUUCAUUAGAUUAAAUAAAAUGUAAUUUGGAUUUUAAUUUUGAUCAAUUAACUUUCCAUACUCCUGAUCUUUAUCAUCCACCAAUUCAUUAUUAUUUGGGAAAUCAAACAGUUAAUGGAUCUCUUACAAAUUAAUACUUUACAAAAAAUUAUCCAGGUUUAUAAGUUUUCGUUGCUUAGAAUUUAAGUGAUUCAUUAGAAAUUAGAUUGCCUAUAAAAAAUAUGGAAACUCAUUAAAAUGCUGUAGAAUCUCCUUUAAGUGGAUUAAUAAUUACUAUUUAAUAAGAAAACAGAGGGUUUAUACAUAUAUUAAUUUUUGAAAGUGAUGAAGGAAUUAUAAUAAAUUAUAAAGAAGAUGAAAAUUUGGCUUAUGUCACAAUUGGUAAAACAGAUUCAAAAGUUUUUGUGUUCUCUUUUGUUACUUCUUCUUUUACUAAAUUUCCUUAAAUUGAUUUAAUAUAGCAUGUAUUUCAAGAUUGCGUUAACAUCAUUUAGUAACGUAAUAAUGUUUGUGAGAAACCAAAUAAGGAGUGUUAAAGUCUUUCAUAUGAUUAUUUUCAUUAAUUUGAUUUUAAUUUAAAUUUUGAUUAAUAAGUUACAUUUAAACUAAAUGGAGAAUCCUUUUAAGCUCCUUUUAUAGAAUUGUAUGACAAUUUAAAUACAAUUUUAAAUGAAUUUACUAAUUUUAUAUCGUCAACAAUUAAUAAUAGAGAAAUGAAUCAUGGAGGAUAUAUUGGGUCAUUUUUGAGAAUUACUAAUUAAAAUUAAAGCAUUAAUUCAUUAAUUAUUAAUGAAUAGAAUGAAUAAUUAGAGGUGUAUUACAAUAUUAAUGAUAAUAUAUGUAUGUAAAUUUAUUAUAUUUAUAGACUCUCAUUAAGUUUAAAAUGUAAACGGAAGAACAUAUGUUUUAGUAUUUGUAUCAUAAAAAGAAUUAACAGAUAUGGAGUGUCUAUAAAUUUUUAGAGAAUUUAUUGAUCAUAUUCAAAGAAUUUUCAUAAUUGAAUAAUGUAAACAAUGAUAAAUUAAUCAUAGUGGAAUAAAGAUGUGAAAGUUAAAUCAAAAAUUUUGAUGUGAAACCUAUUCAGUAUAAAGAUAUUCACAAAUUAGUAAAAUAAGCAACAGAAUUACUUUAGAAAACACACUAAUAAGAUAAUUAUUAGUAAAAUGAUUUUGAAUAUUCAACUAAUGAAGAUCCAGAAGAUAAUUUGGAAUAUUUAGAUGAAGAUGAAUAAAUGUACAUGAUGGAUUAUGAAAAUUAAGCAUAAUUUAUGCCUAAUGAAGAUCCUUCAAAUUAAAUGACUUAAGAAUAAAUUAUGGAAUAUUAAAGAAUGUUAGAUAUGGAGUAAGAAUAGUAAUUUUAAGAGUAAUAUUAAUAAGAAUAAUAACAACAAAAAUCUAGGAAAGUUGAAGAAAUUCAUUUCAAUGAUAUUGGUAAUUAAAAAAAACAAUAAUAAAAUCAUAAUGUGGAAUAAAAAGUUCAAAAAAAAUAAUAAACCUAAUAAAGUGUAUAAAAAAAAUAAAAUGCCAAACCAAUUGAAAAGGUUCAAUAGAAUUUAAGAUAAAAUAAAUAAUAAAAAAUAUAAUAAUCGUAGUAAUAAUAAUAAUAAUAAUAAUAAUAAUAAUAAUAAUAAUAAUAAUAAUAAUAAUAAUAAUAAUAAUAAUAAUAAUAAUAAUAAUAAUAAUAAUAAUAAUAAUAAUAAUAAUAAUAAUAAUAAUAAUAAUAAUAAUAAUAAUAAUAAUAAUAAUAAUAAUAAUAAUAAUAAUAAUAAUAAUAAUAAUAAUAAUAAUAAUAAUAAUAAUAAUAAUAAUAAUAAUAAUAAUAAUAAUAAUAAUAAUAAUAAUAAUAAUAAUAAUAAUAAUAAUAAUAAUAAUAAUAAUAAUAAUAAUAAUAAUAAUAAUAAUAAUAAUAAUAAUAAUAAUAAUAAUAAUAAUAAUAAUAAUAAUAAUAAUAAUAAUAAUAAUAAUAAUAAUAAUAAUAAUAAUAAUAAUAAUAAUAAUAAUAAUAAUAAUAAUAAUAAUAAUAAUAAUAAUAAUAAUAAUAAUAAUAAUAAUAAUAAUAAUAAUAAUAAUAAUAAUAAUAAUAAUAAUAAUAAUAAUAAUAAUAAUAAUAAUAAUAAUAAUAAUAAUAAUAAUAAUAAUAAUAAUAAUAAUAAUAAUAAUAAUAAUAAUAAUAAUAAUAAUAAUAAUAAUAAUAAUAAUAAUAAUAAUAAUAAUAAUAAUAAUAAUAAUAAUAAUAAUAAUAAUAAUAAUAAUAAUAAUAAUAAUAAUAAUAAUAAUAAUAAUAAUAAUAAUAAUAAUAAUAAUAAUAAUAAUAAUAAUAAUAAUAAUAAUAAUAAUAAUAAUAAUAAUAAUAAUAAUAAUAAUAAUAAUAAUAAUAAACUUAAUUACCUUCUCAUUAAGAAGAUUCAAAAUAUUAAUAAACUUUUCAUUAAAAAGAAGAGUAUUAUGAUAAAAAUGAUAGGUAUAGAAGAAGAGAAUCUAAAGAAAGAGGCGAUUAAUAUGGAAGGAGAGAUGAAUAUUAUGGAAGAAGAGAUGAUUAUGGAAGAAGAGAUGACUAUUAUGGUAGAAGGGAUGAUUAUUAUGGAAGAAGAGAUGAUUAUUAUGGGAGGGAUGAUUAUUAAGGGAGAGAUGAUUACUAUGGGAGAGAUGAUUAUUAUGAUAGAGAAGAUAUUAAAAGAGGACCUGCAUUGACUGGAUAAAGCAUAAUUGUUCCUAGAAAUCCAAGUGAUUAAGAAUUAGGUAGAUUCUUUAGAGAAGUUAUAGGGAGAUUAUCAACUAAAGGCAAAAAUUGA
Paramecium primaurelia is the source of this 3399-nucleotide messenger RNA. The record is from the annotation of a GenBank genome assembly. NCBI's taxonomy places the organism in Eukaryota, Ciliophora, Oligohymenophorea, Peniculida, Parameciidae.